AUGGUUGCCCUAAGGCGCUUCUUCCAUGCGGAGAAGACGCCGUCAACCCCAGCUUCGGGGGAUCGAGAAUCCCAAACACAGAGCCCUCUUUCCCACGCCUCCAACGCUGCGUCUCCAGAAUUGAGCGAGAAUGAGCAUUUUCAGAAUAUUGAGAGGCAGUUUGAGGUGUUGCAUGAUGAGCUGAAAGCACGCCCUUCGCACAUCCCACUCGCCCGUGCUUCUAGUCGCCUCACGCCCAGGAAUCCUCGGCAUGUCGACCUUCUCGAUGCUCUUUUCUCGGGCCAUCGGUACCAGAAGCAGUCUCCCGGCGUAACGCCUCGCGCGACGACUGCGUCUCCGAUAACUCCCUAUAAUGAGGACGUUGCUGAGCGUAACAUGGUGCCAUUUCUUCGGCCGCGCAAUGGACGGAAACGAAAUGCCUAUUCCCGAAUUAUAUCUGCUCUAUAUCAGGAGGAUGUGGCAGAUCGGAAUAUUUCUCAGAACAGAAGGAGGAGCCGCUCACUUUCUCGCAGCACUAGUCGACCCCGACUCACCACGAGUCGUUCCCAGCAGAUGGACUUCCAAUGUCAGGGAGAUGAGACUAGAGGUCGUUCCCGUUCGAUAUCUAACGAAACCCAGCUUGUCAAUUCAAUCUCACAAGAAGCUCUGUAUUCUGUUCCAAAAUCUUUUCGAGAUCAGGUGGUUGCCGACGGAAACGAAUCAAGCGCUGCAGCAUUGCGAACACAGAGGUCGGCUCCAACCGUGAUGUCCGAGCAGGAGAAUCUGUCAGAAGAACGUGUCUCGCCACAUCUAGGUGUUCCCCCUGCCCAUAAACAAGGGGGUUCUUGGACCAACACCCCUUUGCCGGACAGUCCAACAUUACCCACGGCCACAUAUGUCAAAAGGAGCUCAAAUGACAAGAAGACACGAAACUCACCUGCCACUACUACUUCUAGUCCGCGUUUGCCAAGCACUCCCAAAGAUGUGCGGCCCCCAAUGGCACGUCGAAAGAGCUCGAAAAAGAAUAUUUUGGAUCUCUCCAUCAACACCGAGUUGGCCGCUCGAGGAAGACCUAAGAAGAUCACUCACAGAGCCAUCCAACCCCCAACUCCCAGCACUCUUGACGGGAAGAAGAACCCCAGCAUCGCAGAAAUCAUGAACAGCCCAGCACCCCUUGCAACUCCAACACAAUCCCCGUUACCAAGCUCGAAUAAAAAAGUAGCCGAGAUAAUGGAUAUGUUCCGCAAGGCAUACACCUCAACACAGGCAUUUACACCGCACCCGACAUUUGAAACUCUUCAGGAUGCAAUUAUUCGCGAGAUCAAUUCCCAUGAGGCUUUUCAGAGGGUCCCUGUUCCUGACCAAGGCCCACCAUUCACUCCUUCGCCCUCAGAGGAAUCAUUCGACCAGAGUGCAACUCCGCCGAAACCAAUCGCCCUCAAAGAUGGACAAAGACGGCGUCGCAUGAGCUCCUUCAGCAAAAAGCACCAACGUGAGUCAGAUACACACAAGAGUAUCUCCACAAGUGUUCCGCUUAACACUGCCCUCGGGGACUCCGGCGCCCCCAGCCGACGACGGCACACCGACGCUCCACCUCCCUCUCCUGGGUUCUUCGACACCUUGAUCCCGCAACAUCCGAGCCACCCUGAUAACUCAGUCACAUACAUGGACCUGCUACUGCGGUCUGAGAACUCAGGCGUGGCCAAGCGGAAGAGAACCUCUUCCGUAAAUACCGGAAGGAGCCCUCACUCCGCGACCCCCUCUGUUCUCUACAUGCGCGCUCAAACUGGCCCUUCCAACGAAGGCAAUGUGGGCUUUGCUGAUGAUGACGGUGACUCGGACAUCAUCCAUCUCCCCAGCAUCAGUGGGAUCCCGCAGGUCCAGAUCCAAGGUGUCGAUGAGAACAACGUGACCUAUACCGCGGAGAACACGACGCCUCGAAAUGCUUAUCGGUUGAUGAGCUGGCCGAGGAAGACCAAUCCUUUCAUUUAG
Aspergillus versicolor CBS 583.65 is the source of this 1971-nucleotide messenger RNA. RefSeq lists its product as uncharacterized. The coding region runs from base 1 to 1971 and encodes 656 amino acids. The record is from RefSeq and is a predicted model, not a curated record. The transcript has 2 exons. NCBI's taxonomy places the organism in Eukaryota, Fungi, Ascomycota, Eurotiomycetes, Eurotiales, Aspergillaceae.